Molecule: messenger RNA, 561 nt
Organism: Striga hermonthica
Lineage: Eukaryota; Viridiplantae; Streptophyta; Magnoliopsida; Lamiales; Orobanchaceae
Source: the annotation of a GenBank genome assembly
AUGAAUAAUCCGAAGAAGGCGGUGGUCGAGGACCGGUGGCCCCAGCAGUGGAAAUUCAUUGCGGCGGUCUCCUUUGUUUGCAUCCUGUUGGCGUCCCUCAUAGCGAUGGCGGCGUGCGUCCUUCUCCUCCCUAAAGACAUCCAAUACUCUGUCGACCGAGCCAGAGCCGUCCGCCUCCCCACCACGAACCUCAGCUUCACAGUCCGAGCCAACAACCCCCACAGGCUCGGAUUCUCGUUCCACUACGACCGCAUAGAUGCAAAGGUCAAGUACGCGGACCGCUUGCUGGUCUCUGCCGACCAAGUAAUCCCCCCAUUCCACCAGCCGCGCAGGAACGUCACCCUUCUCAAUCUCAACUUCAAUCUCAAUCUCAAAAACCACACGGAACUCACAAAUUCGGGCUACUUGAAUUUGACGCUGGAAAUUACGACGAAGCUGAGGUUGGAUCUCGGGCUGCUCAAGCUCAUUCACAGGCAGCAGAACAUCACGUGUGGGUCCCUCCUAGUGCCCUUCUCCGGCCCUUUCCACAGGGUUGUGUGUGUUGCGCAUAUGAGUGGCUGA